Molecule: messenger RNA, 2495 nt
Organism: Drosophila elegans
Lineage: Eukaryota; Metazoa; Arthropoda; Insecta; Diptera; Drosophilidae
Gene: ppk23
Product: sodium channel protein Nach
Exons: 8
Coding region: 194-1903 (569 amino acids)
Biological process (GO): sodium ion transmembrane transport
Cellular component (GO): membrane
Molecular function (GO): ligand-gated sodium channel activity
Source: RefSeq, a predicted model, not a curated record
AAUGAAAGGCUUUUAGGCCACGCACGCAGUCACUAAUGACCCACGCAUCGAUUUGCAUAUGGACUAUUCAUACAUGGUAUAUGGCACGAUUGACCAAAUUUCAGUCUAAAUAUUGGCUUCGAAUCGGAUGCUAACGUUCUGAUUGGAAAUAAUACUCCGAGCCGUGGCGGCAAGCGAUGUUCCUGAAACGGAAAUGCCGCAAUCGAAACGCCAUCCGGAGACGAGGAGGCAGAUGCAGUGGCAGAGCCAGAGGCAGCGUGGCCUCCAGACCCUGGUCAUCUUCCGGCGCAGCCUCAUCUACCAGACGAAGGAGUUCUUCCAGAACUCGACGCUCCACGGAGUGCGCUAUAUCGCGGAAACGGGCCGUCCCAUCGGCGAGAAGUUCAUGUGGUUCUGUUUCACAUCGAUCGGAGCGGUCACUGCGCUGGUCAUCAUCAUGAGCCUCUGGGAGAAGUUCCAGACCAAUCCGACCAUCACGGGCCUGGACACGGACUUUCACAACCAGAACGUGGUCUUCCCCACCACCGUCGUCUGUCCGGAGGAGGCCUUCGACGACGACAAGUCCUAUCAGGCGGUUCUCAAGACACUGGCCAACUACGACGAGGCGCAGGCUCAAAUGUACAGUCCGUUCCUGCGGCUGCUGACCUCCUUGAACUUCGAGAACAUCCGCGACGCCAAGGUCCUGUCGCAGUCGAUUCCGCCGAACCUGCUGGAGGCGAACACCAUCCGGCAGUGGGCCUUCGAGGGUCCCAUCAGCUGCGAGAGCACCUUCGUGUCCUGCAAGUAUCGCGACGAGGAGAUACCCUGCUGCGACCACUUCGAGCCCAUCUACACGGAGCACGGAUUCUGCUAUGCCUUCAACAGCCGGUUCAAGUCCACGCCCACCGAAGACGUCAAGACCGGAGCACCUCAUGAUCUGUACGAAACCGACAAGAAGUGGGCGCUUUUCUUUGUCCCUAACAGCACUUCGAGGAUCUUCAUCUUCUCCAACGAGGAAUACUUUGGAUCGGACUUCAAUGCGCAGAUCGAUUGGUCGGAGACUCAGCUGGUGGAGGUGAGAAUCUCCAAAAAGAAUACCUACACUACGGACGAUGCCCGCCAGCUAUCGAUUGGCCAGAGAAAGUGCAUCUUUAGCGACGAGGUGAAGCUCAAAUAUUUUCCCGAUGCGUACACUUUCUCGUCCUGCAUGAAGCAGUGCCGCAUGAACAAGGCCAUCAAGCUCUGCAAAUGUAAUCCGCCCUUUUACAAGCCCAUAGCUAAUGUGCCCAUGUGCAUGGUCAAGGAUUUCGAUUGCUUAGAUGAGUUCAAGGCGAAUAUCACCAACAUCAAGGACUGUCUGCAGUGCGAGCUGAGCUGCUCGAAGACUGUCUUCAACAUUGACAAACUCAUUAAAAUAGUGGACCGACCAGAGAGCACAGGUGUGCUGGUGGAGUUUCUCACCUGGCCGAUCAUCCGCUACAAACGUGAGGUCCUUUUCGGCUGGGUGGAUCUGCUGGUGUCGUUCGGCGGAAUUGCCAGUCUUUUUCUCGGAUUUUCACUGCUGUCAGGGGUGGAGAUAAUAUACUAUUUCACCCUGAGAGCCUGCUGCAUGGUCUAUAAAAAUCGGCAAGAGCUGUACGAGAUCGAGGAGCGAAUCCGUCAGGAGCCACCACCCUUAAUAGAUUUGGGAUUGAGUUUGAAAUCCCACUCGAGGCCAUGUGUUGGGGAUGCUCCUACUUCGGCGGUGCUGAAGGUCAGACCAGCGGUGGAAACUGCAACGAAUCAUCAGAGAAAAAACGAAAAGGACUAUUCGAUCAACACAAAAAACUAUUAUAAUACACCUAAAGUUUGGCCCGACCAUGGGUAUGCAAGUAAUACAAAAAAUCCCUGGACAACGUACGACCAUUCGCAAUAUAUGCCCUAAAUCGAAAUCAUCGGAUCAAUAAACUAAAAUUUUUAUAAAUACAAAUAAUAAAUUGCGGCUAACGCUGAAAAUGUGUAGAUGCCAUAAAACAAAUUAUUCAAAUUAAAAUGAAAAACUUAAACAAAAGAAAAUUAAAUAUAUAGAAUAAAUAAAAGUGGAGAGGAGGCUUCUCUUCGAUAAUGCAAACGAUAUAUUUUAUAUCCAAAAACAUUUGAAAAAAUAUUUUAAACCUAUGUAUAGUUGGGCUUAAAAUAAUGUUGUUGUAAAAAAAUUAAUUCUUGCUAAUGAAAAUAGUACCGUAUAAAUUUCAUAACAUUUACUAUAACAUCCCUAACCUUUGGAUUUAAUUCAUUCCUGAAAAUGUCUCAUAACUUCAUGAGUAAACAAAAAAAAUAAAUGAGUUUUUGGAAUUAUAGUGUUAAUUUAAGCCCAGCUGUACUGAAAGUAAAUAACAAAUAAACAUUUAACCGUCGAAGAAUAUAUUUAGCUUCCCAUGCACCAGCCGCUGCGGAAAGUGAAUACUCGUAUCUUGUAGUUUAUUUAUAUAUUUUUUUCAAUUUAUUAAAAACAAUGUAUUACACACAUAUGUAUA